Molecule: messenger RNA, 15075 nt
Organism: Xyrichtys novacula (pearly razorfish)
Lineage: Eukaryota; Metazoa; Chordata; Actinopteri; Labriformes; Labridae
Source: the annotation of a GenBank genome assembly
GUCUGUUGUUCCUGCUGUGUUGUGUAUAACUUGACUCCUCUCAGCGCUGGAACUGUGUGUACAGAGUGUGAAGGAGUGUGUGAGUGUUCAGGCAGCAGCAGCAGCGUGUCGCAGUUUGCAGUUUCCUAAUUCAUCCUGAGCAUCGCUAAGAAGAAGGAAGUGCAGCCAUGGCGCAGGGGCUCAAAGAGAGGUUUGAAAAGUUCCUCCAUGAGAAAAACCUCAUGACCGAUGUCCUGGCCAAGAUCGAGGCCAAGACCGGAGUGAGCAGGACGUACAUCGCUCUGGGUGAGUGACCAUGACAGAGAAAAAACCCUGAGAGGAAAAGAGAGAGAAAAGAUCAGUGUGAAGAAAGGCAGCGUGGCUCUGAGUCAUACUUAGAAGAGUGGAAAAAUCCACUUCAUUUUAUAUACAUCUCAUCUUGAUUGAACAUAUUGCACAUUUAUAGAGUUUUAUUCCUCAUCGGACUUAAUCUGCUGUGUUUGCUUGCAGCUUUAAUCGGUGUGAUCGCGGUAUAUCUGGUGAUCGGUUAUGGAGCCUCCCUGCUGUGUAACCUCAUCGGCUUUCUUUAUCCUGCCUACAUAUCGUAAGUGUUUUAUUAUAGAGCAGAUCUGUCUGCAAGGAGGGGCCUUCCAGCUCCUCCACCCAACACACACUGACACACACACGCACACUCUCACACCCCUACACACCUAAACAACAUCAAACAGAAGCCUCCUCUCUGAAAAAAUACAUAAAAAAUAAAACGUCCUCAGAAAGAUGGAUUAAUGCAGGAUACCUGAGGGAGCCAGUUAGACAAAACAAACAAACAAACAAACAAACAAACAAACAAAAAAACAGGUUGUAAAUGUGUAAUAACGUAAAUAGACUGUAGUAUUGAUUUAAAAAAAUCUCUGAUCAAGGAAAAUAUUCUUGCUGUGUUGGCAGAGUUUUAAUCCUUUUAAUGGCUUCAGGCUUACAGUUAAUUUGUGUUACUUAGGCUUUUUCAUUGAAUUUCUAUGGAAGCCCUGAAUGGACAUAGGUAGGCAGGUCGGUUGAAUUUAUCGUCCCUGUGAGGAAAUUCAUUUGCAGUAAGUUAAAAACAUGCGCAAAGACAGCACACAUACACAGUUUCAUACACCGUCCCAUAUAAAACAAAACAAAAUGACUCAGAAAAGACAAUAUAAAAAUACUACUGUACUGUACUGUAUAUUUUAGUUUAUUUAUUUGUAAAAUCACCUGUGGUACAAGCGGCCGCCUGGACCUGUUCUUGCAUCCAUACAUUGUUUUAUUGACCUGACUGGGAUUUGAUUCUUGAUGACUGAAAUGUGGUCUCAGACUUGAACACUGACUGCAUUAGAGUUUGGAUGUCUCUAUAAACUGGUAGUAAUGAUAAUUGUCUUUAAAUAAGAAUAUUGAUGUUGUGCUGAAAAGAAGCUAGGUAAACUGUUACUAAUCGCUUUAAAGUAGGGGGUGCAGUAGAUCUUCAAGCUGAUUGUCAUUCCCCAUAAAAUGUAGGGAAGAUGAGGGAGCAGCAACAUACAAUAAUGCCUCCUCCUGCUUCUCUCCUUGGUCUCCCCUCCCCACCUUCCCCCUAUAGUUUGUGUCGCUGUCAAACAGCAUGUAAACGUCCAGCGAUCCAUCAAUAAUCUUAGGGGGAGCUGCACCCUCUUCCUGCUCCCAAACGUUUCUCAUUGAUCUGAGCUUUUUAUGAUGAAGUGAAAGUGAGGGCUGUUCGGAGGAAGAGAGCACGUCAUCCACCAUAUAGUCUUUAUGAUCAUAUUUUAAUGAUUGUCAGGAGCCAAAACUGAUUGAAAUGAAAAUAUGAAAUUCACAUCCAGAUUAAUCACCCAGUUCUAGUUCAGAAUUGGUUAAAAUGAUCUUAACGACAUAGUAAAGCUGAUCUCAUCCUGGUUCUCUGGUCAGUCUUCCUAUAAAGCAGGAAAUGGAGAUUUUCAUUAACUCUGGAAAAGCUGAGUGAAACUGGAACUCAAACAGUAAACUCGUCAAAGAUGUGGUUAUGAACUAGAGAACGAUUUUCAAGCAGAUAAAGUAAAGCAAUAAUUCCCUUUAAAUGCACAUGGUGGAAGAACAAAGGUAAUAAGAUCAUGUCAUAUAAAUUAAUUUAUGUCAUUAUUGUAUAAAUCUCCUGCAGACAUACAGUGUCAUGUUUCUGGCUCAUGCUCUCACAUCCUUGUCUGUAAUGUCUGUGGACUUUCCCUCCUUAUCUCAUGACCCUCAUUAUGUCAAUUCAUCAAAAUAGCAGAUUAUCCAGUUUGGGUUUUAUUUCAUUUCUUCAUUACACUGACCGUAGUUUCAUAUAGUAAUGGCACUAUAUCACACGUAGACCUAAACCCAAUCUGUGUUUGUGUCUGACACCUCUCUGACUGAAGAUGACUCUGUGAUGGAGAGGAUCUUUUCAGAGUCUCUUCCCCAGAAUACAUUUGGGUUUAUUUUAUUAGAGUUUUUUAACACAGUGACAAACAGAUCUUUAUUUGAAACCAUUAAAACAAGCACUAGAUGAUAUCUUCAGGAAGUAUAAUGUUGAAGUGACAGAGUCAGUUUGACCACAACCACCCUGCUUCCUCUUUGCUCUCCUUCUUUACAUUCAGCUCAGAGAGGAUGGAGGCGGAAAAGCCCCAGAUUAUGUAGUAUGUUUCAUUUUAACUCAAAGGUUUCUGAGAAAUCAGGAUAAGUUAAAGUAGAAACACACUCAUACUGGAUCAUUUUUGUACUGACAGUGUGUGUACCUGGUAAACAGAGGGAACAACCAAACAAUAAACCAGGUGUGUUCAUUUUUCAACAGUCAGGUCGAUGAAACAACAGUGGUGCUUCUGAGCAAAACAGAUAAGACAAAAGUAAACAUCAAACUACAGAAAAUGAUAAAAGAUGAUGGAUAAGUUCAGCACUUUAAUGCUUUUUUUUAAUGAAAGGCUAAUCAAACUAUUGAAAUCUUUGAAUUUCAGGGCAAUAAUCUUUGAAAUUACUGCAAAAAAUCAUCAACAUAUUUUUCUCUUCAUGUUACCUGAACUUAUUUGGCUUCAAAUAUUACAAAUCGUUUUUUUCAUACAAUAUUUUUCCAAAUCUGUGCAGCAGAAACAGAGAAAUUUGAGCAUUAAAUCAACUGUGCUUAAUGCAAACUAGAAUUAAAUGCUUUAGAGAUUUAUUAUUAUCCUCAGGAAUUACAUCAUUUUAGCUAUAAGUUUAUGUAAUUCACAAACUCAGAUUAUAAACAUCCAUUCUCUAAUAGUUGCCAUUUAUUUUCCAAAGUGACGUGAGAGAACUGACCUUUGUGCUUUAAACUUUAAAAUGUGAUGUUCAUCAGUGAAUGAGUCUUGUCUCUGUUGUCUCUGGAUGAAUCAUGAAGCAGCUGAUCUCUCUCAUGUCCACAGACAAAAACUCAAAGAAAUCUCUAAUGAUCAAAGCAUUUGAGUAAAUUUGGUGAAUGACAGUCAGAUCAUGUCAGAUUUUAUUACUGACCUUUAAAAGUCUUCAAAAAUGUCUCUUCUCAGUGGCGUUUGUGUUUACUGCCUGCCCUGCCUUAACAUGAUUAUAUCAUAAAGAUCAGUAAAGAAGACACUCAUCUCUUUAUAGCUCCGUUAUACCUAUUAGCUUCUCUUACUGGUGUUUUUCCACUGAAAAUGUUUUCCUGGAAAUAGUCUCUCUUUGGAUUUUAUUCAUUAAAGGGCUGAUUUAUGGAGCAGAAAUACAGCCUGUGAAUAAGAAGUGGACUUGUUCUUUGUCACUUUCUUGUUUGAAUCAGAUGCCUUUAGAUGUGGAUGAAAAUGGCGAGUGGAUUUAAGGCAGUUGGCUAACAGCUAAUGAGAGCUUGGUUCCCACAAAGAUUAAAGUUAAUCAUCAAAGUAAUUUGAAUGCUGCCAAUUAAAAUUUCAACAUACAAAACUUGUUGAAACAAAAACCUUAUUCCUGGGAAUUUUCUAGUGUAACUUCUACACAAAACAUUUCCGGGUCGAUCACUGGUUUCAUUUACAGAUUUCAUAUUUAAUCCGUGCUUGGGGGUAUUCAGUUUGUAGUACGUGUAGUCCAAGCACUAUUGACCAACCAGAUACCAAGCUUUGGUGUCUGCAGGAAAAGCAGUCUGUAUGGAGAGUAAAAGCAGGCAGAACACAACCCACAGUGGAUGUCAUCCCAGCUCCCACCCUUGGUAACCUGAGGAGGAUUUAUUUCUCUGUAUUAACAGAUAAACACACUCCUCAAUUAUGGAGACUCACCACAAACGUGGGGAUGCAAGACCAGUCAAAGGUAUCAAGAGAUGAGUUUAAAGUGGAAAAUUCAUAAAAAAAUGUCAUAGAUUUUGAAACCAUAAUUGAUAUCACAUUGUGUGAAACUGAGACUCACUACAAACAGAUAAACUGAACUGAACCAAGGAAUGACGGUGUUUGUGCAGCGUCAGGAGGGAUGACUUUUGCUUCUCUUUUGAUCUGAAUGCACAGUCCCUUCACAGGUUGAUUAGUAGACUGUUAAUAAGUAUAUAGAACAGAAGUCUUUGCUUUGAGCUGAUUGUGUUAAACUGAUCAUUAUUAGUUGAUUAUCUUUAACUGUUGGUUACACUUGACACGCCCCCUUUUAAGUCUCUUUGGCCUCAUAAUCUACUUAAGAACACUGUUGUAUUGAGGAAGACUUAAAACUAGAUUUGAGACUAUAGACUUAUUAAGACAAACGUUUACUGAGGGAAUAAAUCAGAUGAGAAGUAGGACCAUUGUCUCCUAGACUUCCAAUCAGACAGCCCCUGCUGGACUUUAUACUAAACAGAGGUCAAAAUCUGUGAAUCUGUGAAAUUUGACAUCUAGAAAUACAAGAACUACUCAGAAUAUUUUGACUAUACUGAGUAAAACACAGCAUGGCAGUUAUUGAACCAAAAAUGAAAAGUUUUGUUUUCACCUGGAGGUGAGAAGGAAGAAGGACAGACUUUGUGUGUGGAAUGGCGUUGAAAGAAGGUAAGAUGGUAGACCAUGAAAGAAAACACCCUCUGUUCCUACAACAAAGCCCUUCAUUUCACAGCCCAGACAAACUCAUUUGCAUAAAUUUACCUCCCAAGAUUUGCAUCCUGUAGUUUGUAGGCUCACACACAGACCGUUUUCAGCGUGAUCCUGUUUUAUAGUCAGAGCAGGUUGGUUAUCUUCUUUCAAGGCAAAGUUUGUGGACUGAAUAAAAUAUGCACACAGUCUUCAGUGAUUUCAUUUUGGAAAUGCUGACUCCAACUUAUCCUGAAUCAGGUUUAGAGGUUAUCUGAGGCUACAGCUGGAAAACUGUUACGACACACCCACCUGUCACUGAAAUCAGUCAUCCCCUCAGGGUUACCUGAUUAUACAUCACCCUACUAAACUCUGGAUUUUUAAAGAUUUUUAAGGUGUCACAGUACUUGUAGAGUUGUAGAGUUUUAUGUGCGGCCUCUCCCUUUGAAGUUUGGUGUGAUACCACUGCUGACUCUGAGGUGAGCAGCCCGAACCUGCUUUGUGUCAGGUGUCUGGACUUGUCUUUAUGAAGGAACAAUGACGUAGAGAUACGAACUGCUCCAGUAAACAGAGUUUGAAGGUCAUCAGGGGUUGCAGAACAUGUCAAACAAGAACUGAAUCAGACUUGUCCUUUUCUGACUUUGGAUCAUUAUCUUGUUAAUGAGUGAUGCACACUUUGACUAUGGUUAUUAAAUAUUAAUGAAGGGUUAAAAAAAUCAAUAAUAAGAUGAGUGAAGACAGUGGGAAACUAUUUACAGUGAAACUGAGACUCACCAUAAACAGAUGAGCAGGAGGGCUAAAUGAAGACUGUUUGGUAUACUUUCAAAAAGGACACUGAUUCAUCUGAAAUGCUAAAACAGUAAGGUAGAAUGAAUCCUCUGUCUGUUACACAGCAACUGAGACUCACCACAAACAGAUGAACAGUAAGUAAUAGUGAAGCCUCAGUUUAAAUGACUAUCUACAGUGAAACUGAGACUUGCCAGUUGAGUUUUGGGGAGCUCAAGAGAAACAACUUAAAAUGAGAAAACAAAACAACAAAGACAUCUCAACGUGAUCAUUGAGAUUUUCAUUUCAACACAUUUUUACAAGCAGCGCUGACAAGUUCAUCAGCCUAAAUCUCUGAAACUGUUUCUAUCUCACAUUCAUUCACAAUACAAAAAAUAUACAGAUAUGGUACACAUUAUUAUCAACCUUAUGACAAAAUGAGUUUGUAGUUGCGUAUGCAUUGUGAUGCGUGUUUACUGUUCUGUGAAGAAAAGACAUUUCACUAGGGCUCAUAUUGAAAGAGGAAAUUGUUGAAUCUUUUUGUAGCAUUAUGAAAUUUCACACAUACAUUUUUUUUUACCGAUAACUCUUUUCUUAUUAAUUGUGACUUAACUGUGUGGAUAUUGAGGCAGUUACUUUGUCUAAGUCUAAUUUCAGAUGGGAGAAAAAAACGCUUAAAGGAGCCCAAAGAGUUUUGAUUUUAAGAUGUUAUAUUAUUUGAUUGUGCAUGUGGACAGUUUAUAAAGCACAAAGCAGAAAUAGCUGUAAAUCGUACAACGUAAGCUUGUGACUGAGCAUGUGCACCACUAAUGUGCACCCGUUCUGUGGUUAAAAGUGUGCCACACAGGCUUCCUGUGUAAAAUGUCACCACUUUUUCUCUACCGGCUUCCUACACAGCAGCAGUUUCAUGCAGUCCCUCUGUCUGCAGGCUGUGAUACAGUCAGAGCACAAAUAAAAAUGAAGAGUAGUCCCUAAUUUAAGCUCUUGAUAUGGCCACAGCUCAGCAUUGUGAUUUUCUUCCUCUGGUAUUUCACAUUAUACAACUGUGACCUGUGAGAGCCUGAACUCUCCCUGUUUGAACACAGAAUACCCAGUUUUUCCUGAUCAGUCUGAUGUGUGCGGAGGUGGGUGUGGUUAUUUGAAUUUAUGAGAGCAAACACAGAGGAUGUCUAAGGAUAAAAGCUUUGGGACUACUGUGUAACAGCUGCAGAUUAACCACAAAGACCUUUGCUGCUGCUGCUGCUGGAGUACAGUGGUCGAGGUAGUCCAUCAAGUGAACCACAACCAUGUCAGUUUCAGAGUCAUUUUCUGACCACUUACCUUAACAGAAAAUAUCCUCUGCAGCUCUGGAUAGAGUUUGAAAAGUCAUGACAGAUACAGAGCGGCUUUAUUAAUACUCAAAAAUGAGGAUUAACACAACAGGAACAUCCAGAGCCAGAAAACAAAGAAAAAUCUCAUGUCGCAAACUGCAGUUCCCAAAAUGUCCACUGGGGGGUCUGUUCAAAUGUCCAAUCUAUAGACUUUAUAUAGAAUAAUAUAUACAGUCUAUGGUCCAAUCUUACAGCAGAAAUAUAUGUUUACAGUCGGGUACAAAUUCAGUUUGGGUCUUUGUAGCUUAUUUAAAUAUUCAUAAAACAAUAAAAUAUUAAUAUGCUUAUUUCUUGUAUAUUCAGUUUUUCGUCUUUCUUCAUUUUAAUGAUCAAUACUGGUGUAUUGUAACAGCCCUGCUCGAUAACUGUUAUACACACUGUUGCUCAUUGCUGCUGUAGAUAAAAUAAUGAGUGGCUGAUAGAUUUUGGAGCCCACACUGAAAAGUAGACAAAACUUCAAAACUUAGAGCUUUAAUGGAAACUGCCCCUCACUAUGUUUCUGCAGAUAAACACUUCUGCCUCCAACAACCAUUGAAACAUGAUUUGUAAAUUAUUUAUAUCUCUUUAUAUACAUUUCUAUCAUAAACGUCCUUUAAAUAUUGUGAACAGCAGGAUUUAAUCAUUCUGCGUAUUUACGUUGUAUGCAUACGACAGAAUAACAACACGCUGCAUCACGAUUGGAUGAUUCAGCGUGUUGUGAUGAGUCAUGGUCACACAUCUGAUCCUGAUGGUUUCACAAACAGAGCUGCUGUCUUUCUCUCCUGCUGUGAAAUCCAUGUGCCGGGCGCUCUGAGGUGGAGGGAUGGGUCCAGCUGCUGUUUGGUUCCUGUUUACUGUUCUUGCCUUAUUGUGCCUUAAAGUCUGUGUUGUGUUUCUGUGAACACAGACGCAGAGUUGAAGGUGUGGGUGGUGUCAUGUUGCAGUCGGUGCAGUUUUUUUAAUAAUACAUGAAGAACAAGAGGAGGGGCUGUGGAGCCGCUCUGUGCUGAGGAUGAGUAGGUCAGACAGUCAGAGGCCUCAGACCUGCUAGACUAAAGACUCAGAGACUCUCAGAGGAGACGGGAAUGUGCAGCUGUUAGGAAGAGUCAUGUCACUAUGAGCAGACUGCAGCCUGCAGAGCCAAAAGGUCAUUUCACUCAUUUAGAUUGUGCAUAAUGACACAGACUGUAAAUCAGGAGUAAACCUCAGUCUGUCUGAGUGUCAGCCAUGAUAAGAGCUGUUUGAAUCCUCAAAAUGAUAAGGAGAGGAGCUUCACUGUGACCUUUAUUACCUCCUUUAGUGUAGUAAACACCACACCAUCCUUUAGGAAAGGAGAGAAGAAAAAAAGGACCCAUAAUUCUCUGUACUAGCUACAUUUAGCUAGGACCAGGAAUUUCAACCAUGACAACAAGCCAUCAUCAGAUAAUUUGAAGCCUCGUCGCCAAGUAUGAGAGGAGGGGAGGAGAGCAGAGCGGUACUGACAACCUAAUAAACACUGUUCCUCACCUCUGUACGCUAGCAGACCAUGACUUCAUGUUAAACCUCAACCCCUGUUUGAUCCAGUAACUCAAAGAGUAUCAGUCCUUUCUUUCAUAUUGUUGAAUUGAUUGUUUUUUAAGUUUGUUCACUGCAAACAUACAUGAUUUCUGCUUUUUACUGAUGCUAAUGAUGCUCACAGACAAAAAAACCAUCAUGUGCUGAUUAAAACUUAAAUGAAUAGAUCAAGAAUAUUCAUUUGUGCACACUAGAAAGGUUCGUAGAGGGCUCAGAAGUCUGUAAGAGAUCCCUCACAGGCUUGAGGUGUGAUAAUGGGAAAGCAGUGGUGCACCUGAGUGUGGACACCUAGGCUGGGCCUGACUAUUAAGGCUCCUGGUUUGGAAAGUGAAGCCAGUGCAGGAUGUAUUAAUCUCUCAUUUUUCCAAAUGACCAACAGGGGGCGUCUGACUGUAAAGAAGGAAAGCUGCUCCUACUUCUCAGCUGGUUUACUCCCUCAGUCCACAAAAAUCUCCUUAAAUGAUAAUGAAACAUGUCAGCUGUUGCUCUAAGGAGAAGGUUUUAAUUAGUUAUUGUUUCCUUUAAAAGUCGUCUAAUUAUGUAACUCUCAGUGAACAUGUGAAAAGACUCAGAUCACAAAGUCACUUCAGUCUAACCAGUUCAGUCUGAAGGCUCUGACUGAACAUUUUGACUCUGAUGCAGCAGGACAAAGGAUCACUGAGUAUAAAAUAUAUAAAGAUGGAAGUCUAAAAAUAAAGUAGAGACCACACUCUGGAUCAGGUGAUGUUUUUAACGCUCUGUUUCUGUGUCUCUGCAGGAUUAAGGCCAUAGAGAGCGCGACCAAGGAGGACGACACUAAGUGGCUGACGUACUGGGUGGUGUACGGGGUCUUCAGCGUGGCCGAGUUCUUCGCUGACAUCUUCCUCUCCUGGUUCCCCUUCUACUACAUCGGAAAGGUGAACACACACCUGCCUGCCUUGUGUGUUUGUGUGUAUUUCAGUCAGCGUGUCCCACCUGUGUUCCCUCUCUUAUCAAAGCAGUAGUGUGUGUUAGCAGUGUGCAGGGGUGGAGCUCUCGGCUCUGAUGAUAAACUCUAUCAGAGAGCGUCUGCAGCUGUCAGUGAUUCACUGAGUCAGUGUUUGUUUAAAGGUACAGGAUGUACAGUAUGUCUGCUUUCUGUACCCUCAAUCCAGGCUGACAGGCAGAGAAAGAGAGAGAACAGAGGGGAGGAAACUGCCUGACAAAUAUCUGUCCUGCUUUUGUUUUUUUUAAGCUUAUGAUGAAAAUCAGGAUCUAAAUUGUGUCAAAAACUGUUUUAUCCUUUUCUUUAAAAAUCUCUUCUAUGUUUGACCUAAAAAUGGUGGAAAUUUUCUGCUUCCUAAUCACUGAUAUAAAAUUAUCUAUUGUCUAUUUUUCAGUGUGCGUUCCUGGUCUGGUGCAUGGCCCCAACUCCCUCCAACGGCUCGGCUCAGAUUUAUAAUCGCAUCAUCCGACCGUUUUUCCUCAAGAACGAGGCCAAGAUCGACGACGCCAUGAAGAACAUCAAGAACAAGGCCACAGAAGCUGCAGACAAGUUUAAAGACGAGGGUGAGUUCAGAGACAUGUCUGUGUUUUUACUGUGAAUAACACCUGAACCUGAACUUACCAAAUGAGUAUCAGCCGAAAGAAAGAAGCAAUCAGCAAUCAGUUUGAGAAGAAAUAGGUUUCUGCCGGAUUUUUCUGCAGUUUCUUCUUCUCAGUUCAGUGUGGUGUUCAACCUCACUUAGUGUAGGUCAAAGUGAACUUUAAUUUCUUCACUGGAGACUUUUUUAAAUCUUAGAUCUAUUUAAAGAAAACAUCAAGUUUUGAUCCUCCCACCACUUCAGCAUAAACCACCAACUCUGUUCUUAUUCUUCAGAUCCAAGUCUCCACAUUAGUAGCGUUUAAUACCUUCCACUAGAUGGCGCCAGUUUGUAUUUAUAUCACAAUCUUCCGUCAGUGAUGAGUUGUUGAGGCUGAAAGUCUUGGUCUUUAACUAGAUGCUGCAUAAAAAAAUCAGUCAAAACCAAAUUUUUUUGUGUCUCAUUCUGUCUUCAUCAGACAGAAAGUUUUCUUCCUCAGUUUUUACAACUUUUUUACAAGUUAUAUUUCGGGGCAUUUUUGCCUUUUAUUAGAAAGGACAGCUGAAGAGAGAGAAAUUGAGGGGUGAAGAGAAAAAGGGAAGAAAUGCAGUAAAGGGUCGAGGCUGGUACUCAACCCAGUGAGCGCUGCGACAACGACUAUAGCCCCAAUACAUGGAGCACCUCAACCCCUGGGCUAUCAGCGUCCCUCCAUCACCUUUAUAAAAACAUUUACUUAUUUUGUACAUAAUCUGGAAAUUGAGGGGUUAAAACUCUAAAAUUAGGGUUUAAGAUCUGAAUAGGACUGAAGCAGAGGGAAGAUUUGAUCAGUUUUAAGUGAGAAAUAUCUCAUGUUAAGACAUUUUAUUGGGAGGACUGUUAGUUUUCAAGGGUGUCGGGGUUUCUUACUAGAACUUACUAUAGUUUGAAACAGAAGAUCAGAGUAUUUGAAGCGUCAGAGAGUGGAUAUCAGGGGUCAUAUUUUCUCUUGUGUUUGUGUCCACAGCAAAGAGAGCCACAGCGAACAUCAUGUUUGAGGAGAAGAAGAGCACAUAAGAAGAGGACCACCUGUCUACAGCCUUCUCACUCUGUUACUGAACUACAGUUGCCUUUAAAAAUGCUUGUUUUUAGGAUAAAUGAUCUGAAUGUAGACUGUCACCGUGUCUAUUAAAGCCAUUCCUCCUCAGGUCGGUUCACUUAUUAACAUUUACCUUCUGGAGGGCGGAGAGAAAUCUGAGUGCUGGUCCUGAAACACUUCAAGAACAGAAUAAAACUUCUUGGCUAAAAAGAGGAUAAGAGCUCUCUCUCAUCUCUGUCUGGUUGUAGUUUAAGAUAACUGCUCUGAAAACAGUAGGAUGUGAAUUAUCUAAACUUUUCUUAUAUAAAUGUCUGUGUCCUCUUUGAGUAACAGAUCUUAAACACUUAGACAAAAGUGGUCCUGCAGGUUCUCUCUGCAUGUUUGUUUUGUAAAAUCCGUUGUUCUGCAUCGUGAUCUAAUAACAUGUUAAAAAUCGACUUUAGUUCAGUUUGCUCUGCAGGAUUUUUGACAUUUCUGUUCUGUUUCACACAGUAACACGUGUCUGCAUGACUUAAGCAAAGAUAAGGGAACAGGCUCUUCUGGAGAAACUGGAUCAUUUCAAAAAUAUUUCAGCAUUUUGAUUAAAGUCUUGGAAGUCCACAGAGUAAAACACGCACAGAUUUUCUUUUCUUCUGCUCCUAUCUCAUAUAAAAAAAACAUGAAACUUAAAUCUCUGAACUAUCAGUCAAGUCAAUCUGCUUUUCUCAUUCAUUUAUUCAAACUGCAUGAUUUUGUGCUGCUCGCUACAAAUCUGCACAACGAUCAUGUGAUGCCAAACUGUCUGCCCAACUACCAGAAUCUGCUAGAUAUGUAUAAACCUGUCAGGUAGGAGUGUUUGAUAAACUUAGACAUAACAAUCCAGUUUAGAAACGCGUACAGUGGUGUUUUUUUUUUUCUAAAAGGUGGAGAAACCAUCCGCUACAGAAUCAGAUCAUUCUGCUGAAGGUCGUGAAAGCUGUAGGUGAGGGCGACACCUGCAGGCGAUGGUGACUCACACCUGUUGAGUCGUCCUGCAGGGUCAGGAAAAGUGUAAAAGGUGGUGGUAAUGUGAUGCUCUCUAAGAAGUAGGGACAGAAAAUUUAUUAAAAUAUAAGUUUUAAGACAAAAAAAUCUGAAUCAAAAUUUUAAGGUCAAGCCUCUGAUAUCUUUUUAUGCUAAAGGUGCAAACAUUUUUCUUUUUGAGGCUACACAAGUCCUUUUUUUUUAAUUUACAGACAUACCUAGGCUUAAUCAGAAGAAUAAGUUUUAAUAAGAGUUGAAAAGAGGCUGUAUUAAGUUUUGAAAGAAGGUAAAGUUGGUGCAAAUGCACACUAUUCUUGUUCAUAAUACCUGCAUUUGCACCAACUUUACACAACCUUGGUAUGAUUCAACAUUUGCACAGAUUUUUCUUUGUAAGCUUGAUUUUCACUCUAUCAAAGUUCUACAUUUCAGUUUGUCACACAUGCUUCAACUCCUGGUUUAACUUGUAAACUUUGUGCACUUUUUAAGACUGUUAUAAAUGUAAUUACAACGCUUUAUAAAGUGCUUAUGAUGCUUUAUAAAUGGAGAGUAUAUGUAAAUAGUUGCCAUGUUUCCUCAUCACCUUAUAGUGAUAAAUUUAAAUCAUAUAAACUCGUAGAAAACUAGGACACCGAGCGCUCCUCAUUCGAAUAGUCACUCCUCAAAAAACCAGAUCGCAAUCGUCUGGACGGCGUCCUCAAUGAAAAACGUGACACUGCGUGUAGGAGAGUUGGUACGAGUGAGUACAGUGAUUGAUUUUAAUGGCUUCAUAAACAACUAUAUAAAACAGUUCAUAAAAAUUCAUGCACUUUCAGUGUAAAUUCAUUUUCAAAUAUAGAGGAAAUUUAUGUACAACAGUGUGAACCGUAACAGUGACUUCAUUCAGUUGGGUUGGUUCACCACAAAUAUACUUGGCUGCAUAGAAACAUUGACAUUAUUAUUGCCUACGUAGAAAAUAAAGAAAAGAUCAGGAAGAAAGAAAAAGUCUAGAGCUGUUUUCCAUCUAACAGGUGCUUCUAUUAAAGAAAAGACGGUGAUUCAAAAAGUUAGCUUCUCUCCUCUCAUUGAUUCCAACAUGGAGACAAAAGAACUAAGCACUAGUGAGAAAAACUGAGUAAGAACUUUCCCUUUACCAAAAUUACAUUCUGAAAGCAUUUAACGAAAGAUCUAUAGUACAGAAACUCACUCGGAGAACGACGAAAAAGCCUGAGUCGAUGGGGAAAAGUAGAGUCAUAAUAAAUCCCAAAAGCCUGAGGAAAAAAGACCACUGAUUUACUAUUUUACAAAAAUUUACAACAGCAUUAUUGGAGGAAAAAAAAAACAAGAUACAAGUCGCUCUAAAAAAAUCCAGGUUAUUUUUUUACAUCUAAAGAUAUGUUAUUAAAUAAUUCACACCAGGUGGAAACAGAAAACCUGCCGAGGAAAUGAGAAAUGCUGUAAAUGAGGUACUUCAGGUGGCUUCACCUUUACAUCGACCUGUUCUGUGAUUCUUGUGACGUCUCGUUGAGUUAACACUUAAAUAAAGUAGCAUGAGAGAGACAGACGGACAGACAGACAGACAGACCAACAUAGAGAAACAGUCAAACAGGAUCCAGUGUCGAGGGGUUGACGGGAAUAUGAGGCAGCACUCAGGGUCGACUGUGUCCAGAGUUUAAAAAAAAGUUUACAAAAAUAACAAAAAUCGAGCCGCGUGCCGCCGCACACCGCAGCUUUAAACUCUUAAAUAGAAAAAUAUGAUUCUUAAUCUGCUGCCUGGUGGAGCCGCUCCCCGGCGCUCGUCCUGCAGGUUCCCAAGGUGAAGCGCAGCUGCAGAGGAGGAGCCGCGCCCACGUGACGUGACGGCUGCUUCAAACAGCUGCAGGUUCAGUCCCUGUAAGGCAUCUCGCUGUGUGUGAGUCUAUGGCUGCUACACGCAGACCUCGCAGCUCCUGUUAUGUCUUGCGGCUGCUCCAGAUCUGCUCUGGUGUGCUCUUGUGGUCCGACGAGUAGUCGAAGGGCGAGCGGUGACCCAACGGUGAGCGGGAGUCGUAAGGGGAGCGCUGGUCUCGGGGGGAGCGCGGCCCGCUGGCCGAGGCUCGCUGCUCGCUCUGCCACUCUGAGUGGUAUCUGUAGGAGGAGCGGUGGUCUGAGUGGGAAUGAUCCUUCAUGUCCGGCCGGUGGUCUCUGCUUGAGCGGAAAUCCUCCAGCUUCCUGUGCUUACUGUCGUUGAAGUAUCUGAGUGAAGAGAAAUAACAAACAAGGUGAGACAAAGACAGACUAAACACAAAACACCUUCAAAAGGUCUGUGUUCUGGAGACCACUUCCAGGACUUUUCCAGUGACAGAUGAGCUGCUAUGACAGAACAACAAAGUUAUUUCAUGCUUGUGAAUGACCGUGCUCUCAACUGUUAUGGUCCCUGACGUCUACGGAUUACUCCAUUACUACAGACUUUUAUUUUAUAGGACAGUGAAUUAUCACAUUAAAGAAAUAUAAAAAAAACAAAAAAACAUUUUAGUUCAAGAAAAAUACACCCAUCCUGAUUUGACAAGAUUUUUAAGAGAUAAACAGUGAUGUGAAAUGAGUCUUUGGACCUUUAAAUGUUGAUGUCCCUCCACGACCUGCCCUCAAAACCCACCUUUUCACACUCGCUUUUAUUACCUGACCCCCCCUGACUCACCAUUAUCCCACCCCUCACAUCUGCUCCUCCCACUUUUAUUCUUUUUAUUCGAUUUUAUCUUAUUUUUAGCUUGUUACUUUUGAUCUUUGCCUCAUUGUAUUUUUAUGUUUUUUAACUUUCUGUAAAGUGUCUUUGAACUUGUGUAAAAAGCGCUAUACAAAUAAAAUGUAUUAUUAUUAUUUGA